This is a messenger RNA of Paramecium octaurelia, 2343 nucleotides long. Lineage: Eukaryota; Ciliophora; Oligohymenophorea; Peniculida; Parameciidae. The record is from the annotation of a GenBank genome assembly.
UUUGAUUCAUGUCUUUCAAUAUCAGCCGAUCAUCGGCCUUUCAGUCAGGCUUUAUUAAUUAACAAGAGGAAAAUAAAACAUAAAUAGUAUAGAUUUCUCCAGAUAGAAUGGCUAUUGAAAGGGAUAUUUAUCAAAAAUUGUAAUAAAACAGAUGCUUAAACAUCAUAAAAAUCUUAAAGAUUUACGAGAAUUUAAUUGAGGUUGAAGAUAUACCAAUGACAUUAUUAUAAUUUAUGAAAAAAAGACAAGAAAUAUAAUUAGAGCUCUCAAUUUAAGAAAUAAAAUUAAUAAUGGCUUAAAUUAUUAAUGGAUAUUAAUAUUUACGAUCAUUAGGAAUUAUUCAUAGAAAUUUAAAUCCAUUAACAAUACUCGUUCAAUAAAUUAAAGGUAGAAUGAUUAUAAAAGUAUUUUCUAAAAUAUUCCUUAGUUAUCAGACUUUAGCGUGUCAAGUUUAUUGAAGAAUUAUUCAUUAGGAACAUCGAGAGCUGGUACGCCGGCUUAUUGGGCCCCUGAAGUGAUGUUUUAACCUUAAAAUGGGUAUGACGACACGUGCGAUAUAUUUUCUGUAAAUAUUUUAUCUAUUGUAAGUUAGGAAUUAUUUUACAUCAAUUAUGUUUUUAAACUUAAAUGCCUUCGGAAUUUAAUAAUGAAUUUGAGCUUCAAUAGUUUAUGAUGAAAUUACAAAAGCAGAAUUUCAAAUGUUAAAGAGUCAUAUAAGAUAUAGAAAUUGUUGAUUUGAUAGAGAGAAUGAUAGUUUAUGAGCCUCGGAAAAGGGUGAGUUGGGAUGAACUUGCUAAAAUUCCUUUUUUUAAAUCGCCUUAUCAUCUAUUAAAUAAUAGAUAUCUAAUUGACUUUACUCGAUAAUUGGGAAGUGGUAUGUAGGGAGUUAUAUUUUUAAUAUACGAUUUAAUGCAAUCUAUAGAAUUAUGUGCAAAAGUGGUUGAAACCAAUUCUUACGAGGGAGGUUUGGAACUCAAAAUUUAUUCAAAAUUGUUAACAAAUUCAAAUGAAAGAGAAAGAGAAAAUAUUAUUAAAGUUUUUGAUUUAAUCAAUGAUCAACACUAGACUUAUGUGAUUAUGGAGAAAUGCGAUGAAAAUAUUCAAUAAUAUUUUCAAAAAUAGAAAUCGAUAAGCAAUGAAGAAAUUCUGGACUUUUUAAAAUAAAUUAUAAUUGGUUAUAAGUAUUUGCAAGACCUAAAUAUAAUCCAUAGAGAUUUAAAGCCAGAAAAUUUAUUAAUAAAGUAUGAAGGUGGAAGAAAGAUUGUUAAGGUACACUUAUAUAUUUUGAAUUAGAUUAUUGAUUUUGGAGUAAGCAAGAUUUAGUAACCAUCAAAUUUAGCUAAGACUGUUGCGGGAACUCCAAUUUAUUCUGCCCCAGAAGUUCUUGAAUCCACAGGAAAGGGGUAUACAAAUAAAUGUGAUAUUUAUUCUGUAAAAAAAAAUACAAUAUGUAGUUAGGGACUAUGCUUUAUUAAUUUGUCUUUGGAUAAUUAUACUUUCAAGCAUAUACUUUAUAAGAAUUAAAAGAUUAUUAAAAGUCAUUAAAACUAAAACCAUUCAUCUGUACUAAGCAAUCUAGUAAUAAUUUUUUUAAUCUUAGUUUUCAAUAAUCUAAUAGAAAAAAUGUUAAUAUAUGAACCUGAGAGAAGAAUCUCUUGGGAAGAAUUACUAGCAGAGGUUGAAAAAUUAUAAUAAUAAUAAUAAAUUUUCGUGGAAAGAGAAUCUAUUUUAUAUGAUACAAUAUCACCUUCAAUACUCAAAUAUUUAGAUUGCAUUCAAAUAUUUUCAUCUAAAUUGGAAUAAGAAUUGAUAUAAUAUUUUUUAACGAAAGCUGAUGUCAUAAAAUAGUAAGUCUUAUAGCUAUUUUAUUUUUUACUCCUUUUUAGUUAAGCAGCAUUGCUGGACUGUCAAUAAAUAUUUUAAAAAUAGCACAUCUACAUAGGGAGCUACACCUUAAAGUAGGAAACAGAUACUAACAAAAUUAACGAAUAAAAAUUGCAAGGAUACAUAGAUAGUCUUUAAAUAAGUAUUGAAUCACUUUAGAUCAAUACAGACAAUUAUUUUGAGACAGCGAGACAGCAAUUGUUUGGCGAACUUGAAAAUAAGAAAAUGACAUGCUUUGAUAUACAUGAGUAUUACAAUCGUAUUUAUAAGUCUUAAAUACGCAAUUACGAAAAUGCUUCUUUGAAAUUGAGAUACUAUCUAGUGAAAAUGUCAAAUAUCUUUUUAGAUUAUCCAAUCAUAAAUAUUAAUUAGCACAAGAUCUUAUAUCCAUAGUUAGCGGAGAAGAUAAAGGAUGAAAAUGCUCAAAGAUAAUAUUUAGAAACAAAAAGGAAUAGUUGA